CUUUGUCGAACUAAGCGGACGCCAUCUUAACUUUCCGAUGACUGAAGAUUGCAUGCCUAGGCGACAAACGUUCAUUUUCAGUCAUCUUAAAAGGCUACAGACGCUUUGUUUAUAGGCGCUUAAGGAUUGCGAAGCUUCUUACGCCCAGAAAUGGCAACGGGAGCCAACGCAACCCCUCUGGGGAAGCUACACCCGAGUAUCGGCGCUAAGCGAGGCUUCGACUCCGGGCCCGGUGCGGGCUUAAUGGCUCCUCCUGUGCCUGCAGUAUCUUUCCCUCUGCAGAACUUUCAGCCACCUCAGUUAUCGAACCCAGCCUUUCCCCAGUUCCCCGAGUUCCCAGAGUUCGCCGGAGCCGUGAGUUCUGCGCUCUCAAAUCCAAUCGGAGUAGGGAUGCAGUCACAGGCGGGAGGCGUAGAUUUCGGGAAGAAGCGGAAAAAGAGCCGUUGGAGCAGCGAGACCCCCGACCAGAAGACAGUUAUCCCGGGCAUGCCUACCGUCAUCCCACCUGGGCUGACUCGCGACCAAGAGCGAGCUUAUAUAGUCCAACUGCAGAUUGAAGACCUGACACGUAAACUGCGUACAGGAGACCUGGGAAUCCCUGUUAACCCUGAGGAAAGGUCUCCAUCUCCAGAGCCCAUCUACAACAGUGAGGGAAAGAGGCUAAACACACGAGAAUACCGCACACGCAAGAAACUGGAGGAAGAGAGACAUUCUCUUAUUACCGAGAUGGUGGCACUCAACCCUGAAUUCAAACCACCUGCUGACUACAAACCCCCAGCUACACGGGUUAGUGAUAAGGUAAUGAUUCCUCAGGAUGAAUAUCCAGAAAUCAACUUUGUUGGACUUCUGAUUGGGCCACGUGGCAACACCCUGAAGAACAUUGAGAAGGAGUGCUGUGCUAAGAUCAUGAUUCGUGGAAAAGGCUCUGUGAAGGAAGGGAAGGUGGGCCGUAAGGAUGGACAGAUGCUCCCAGGGGAAGAUGAACCUCUUCAUGCGCUAGUCACUGCUAACACCAUGGAGAACGUUAAAAAGGCUGUAGAGCAGAUCCGUAACAUUCUCAAGCAGGGCAUCGAGACCCCCGAGGACCAGAAUGACCUAAGAAAAAUGCAGCUGAGGGAAUUGGCACGGCUCAAUGGUACUCUUAGAGAGGAUGACAACCGAAUCUUGCGUCCGUGGCAGAACACAGAGCCUCGCAGCAUCACAAACACAACUCUCUGCACAAAGUGCGGUGGAGCUGGUCACAUCGCUUCAGACUGCAAGUUUACCAGUUCUUUUGGUCCGCGGCCUGGUGAACCACCCCAGUCUGCUCAGGAUAAGGCACGCAUGGAUAAAGAGUACCUGUCCCUCAUGGCAGAGCUAGGAGAGGCUCCAGUUCCUGCCUCCAGUGGGGGCCACAGCAACUCUUCCCCCAGUGGACCUCGUCCAACAGGACUCAGCAACAACCAGGCACCCCAGAAUCGACCUCCUUGGAUGAAUUCAGGCCCUACCGAUAACAGGAACUACCAUGGCAUGCAUGGUGGUCCUGGGGGUCCCGGUGGCCCUCAUAACUUUCCACCACCGAUGCCAAACAUGGGUGGCCCUCCUAUGCCGCCAAAUCCCAAUGGAAUGCCUCCACCCUGGAUGCAGCCGCCCCCUCCUCCAAUGAGCCAAGGCCCAGCACCGCCUGGACACCCCAUGGGUAUGAUGCCCCCACCCAUGGGUAUGAUGCCCCCUCCUCCUCCACCUCCCAACAACCAACCACCACCUCCACCUUCAGGACCUCUGCCACCAUGGCAACAGCAGGCACCACCCCCACCACCCACCAGCAGCAUGGCAACAAGUGCUCCAAUGCCUUGGCAACAGAAUACAACCACCACAUCCACCCCAGCCACUGGAAAUCUGCCACCCUGGCAACAGCCUCAGCAGGCAGCUGCCUCAGCCGCUCAGCCCCCUCCACCCAUGGGCACCCCUUCUAUGGUGCCUCCUCCACCUGGGGUCCAACCUCCACUUCCACCUGGUGCCCCACCUCCUCCACCACCCCCUCCACCUGGCUCAGCAGGCAUGAUGUACGCACCUCCUCCCCCACCCCCACCCAUGGACCCUAACUUUGUGACCAUGAUGGGAAUUCCUGGAAUGCCACCUUACGGGAUGCCCCCAGCACCUCCACCACCUCCACCCCAAAGUUAAAGUCUCUGUGUAGUGUUUAAGGCCCUGUGAUCAUGCAGCAAUGCUAUAAUGUACACAUUCACUGCAGGACUAUACUUAGAUCUGUUCAUUUAACAGCUUGAUGUGUUUAGUUACUAAAGGGUUUUUUCCAUGCUUGAUUUUUUGCUCCUUUCCCAGUUUGGACAAUAGACAUUGAGCCAGAGAGUAUGAGAUAUGGUGCAGUUAGAAUUUGUAAAUUCAUUUCUAUUGUUGAUGAUUUUUAACUGUAGUCUUUGAUCUGUUUGGUAGAAUAUUUGUUCAUGCUGUUAAACUGUUGAUGUGCAGGGAAUGUGUGUGUUGAUUUCUUUGUUUCUGCCAGCCUGCCUUUUUAUUUUCUUACGGUCCCUCUCCAUUAAGUGAAGUUUUGCAUUGGCAACAUUCCAACAGAUAGACACAACCGUUUAAAUACUUGUAACCAAAAUUCUUCAUCGCAUUCAUUUCUGCAAAGUUUAAACGAGACAUUUGUUAUAGCCUUUUGCGCUUAUGGCAUACCACCCCAUCUGUUUUUAUUUAACAAAUGUAAGUUUCGCUUCUGUUGCCUUCCACCAAAAUGUAUUUCAAUAUUUUUGUAAUGAAGCGUUCAACUAAAUAAAAGUUGGCAUGGCAUCGGAUUGUGCUGAAGGAG
Molecule: messenger RNA, 2809 nt
Organism: Triplophysa rosa
Lineage: Eukaryota; Metazoa; Chordata; Actinopteri; Cypriniformes; Nemacheilidae
Gene: sf1
Product: splicing factor 1
Exons: 12
Coding region: 151-2166 (671 amino acids)
Biological process (GO): regulation of mRNA splicing, via spliceosome
Cellular component (GO): nucleus
Molecular function (GO): mRNA binding; zinc ion binding
Source: RefSeq, a predicted model, not a curated record